This is a messenger RNA of Anas platyrhynchos (mallard), 653 nucleotides long. It is a transcript of the gene HSBP1L1, whose product is annotated as heat shock factor binding protein 1 like 1. NCBI's taxonomy places the organism in Eukaryota, Metazoa, Chordata, Aves, Anseriformes, Anatidae. Gene Ontology annotation, biological process: cellular heat acclimation. Gene Ontology annotation, molecular function: transcription corepressor activity. The record is from RefSeq and is a predicted model, not a curated record. Gene Ontology annotation, cellular component: nucleus; cytosol.
UGGACAAAACCUGCUCCCUGCAGCCCCCCGCAGGCGGGCAGGCAGCGACGCGGCCCGGCCCGGCCCCGGCGGGGCGCUCACCUGGCGGGGAGGGGAGGCGGCACCGCGAGCGAUGGCGGCCGCCGAGCCGCCGGGAGCGGGGGCCCUCCCGCAGCUGGCGGAGAGCCUGCUGUGUCAGCUGCAGGAGAAUUUUGAAGCUCUGACUGAAAAGAUAACGCUGAGAAUGGAAGAAAUGGGCGAGCGUAUUGAUGACCUUGAGAAGCACGUUGCUGACCUAAUGACAGAGGCUGGGAUAGAGAAUACCGAUGAAGAGUCAAGAGUAAAGAAACUUUACUUUUCCUCAUUGAAAUGAGGAUGUGAUCAAGAAAGAUAAAGGGAGAACAGCACUGCACUGAAUCAGGGAAUGCGUCAUUGCUUGCAAUCAAUCACAAAACGUACCAGUGGAAACCAACACGCUUGCACCAUGCCAUGACAGAAGCUGGGUUUAUUCAUCCAAACUGUAAUUCCUGUAAUGGGUAAUGAACCACUCAUUUCAGGGGAGGCAAAAGCAAUAUUAUGGAUACAAAUCUAUCCUGUACAGCUAGCUUACCAGUCACAAACUUUUUCAAUGUAGAAAGUGAAUUUCAUUUAAUAUUAAAAUUUUCAUCAUGUUU